CUGGGUGGCGGGCAGAAGCCAAAGAGCUGGUGGAUGAUGACUGAGGAGUGCUAGUGGGUCUGCGAGCCACAGGGAAGCUGUAAAGGCUAGCCCCACGGCUCACAACUCGCGUCCCCAGGGGCUGGCCUGGAGGUCACCCUGGUUAGAGAAAGGGGAGAAGAACGGGUCCCCGUAAACUGCAGAGGAGUCCCCGAGCCAAAGAACUUGUCCUCCGCCAAGGGCCGGGCCUUGCUUGCCCCCAUCUUCGGGCAGCCGGAAUCUUGGACGGGAGAUCAGUUCUGCCACACCUCCUCUGACCCGAGGAACUGCGAUGGACCCGGAAGUCCAGACUUCUCUUCAGGCCAUUCGCGAUCAAGAUCAGUGGAAUUCGCCGUCCUCCCUUACACCUUUGGAAGACCCUUACCCCUAAAUCCUCCACACCCCUAGAAAACCUCCUCUCUUUUCUCCCCUUCAGGACCCCUCCGGGAACCGGGUACUGGGUGGGAUUGGCCCAGGGAAGCUAACCUUUCUCUUUCCAGAUCCUCCCCGGCUUCGACUUGGUAUACGCCCCCUGCCUCUGCAGCUUACAAGUGGUAGAUCCCAUCACCCCCGGAAGCCUCGCGUUACUCAAACACAUCGCGCGGUUUUGCGAGCAACUCAGGAAAGGGGCGGGGAGAACGGAUGCCGGGAAGGCGAUUCGCGGAUCGCCCGGGCCUGGCCACGGGGUAUGGUUGCGCCUGCGCACUCGGGGGCCUUUUCAGGAGCCUGGUACUAAGGGCGCCCGUGUUCCGGCGUUCUUGCGGCGAGUCCCUUCCCUUCUCUUCCGUUUUUGGGGCCUGGGAGUUGCGGGCAGCUCCUUCCCUUCAGACUGGUCGGCGCAACGCUCGAGUGGUCUGGCAGGGGAGCGGGCUGCGUGCGCGCAGAGGGCACUGUGGAGCGAAGAAGGGCACACUGCAUGGCCGAAAACCGAGAACCCCGCGGGGCCGUCGAGGCCGAGCUGGACCCGGUGGAAUACACCCUGCGGAAGCGGCUUCCCCACCGCUUGCCCCGGAGGCCCAAUGACAUUUAUGUCAACAUGAAGACUGACUUUAAGGCCCAGUUGGCCCGCUGCCAGAAGCUGCUGGACGGAGGGGUAAGGGGUCAGAAUGCAUGCACUGAGAUCUACAUUCAUGGCUUGGGCCUGGCCAUCAACCGCGCCAUCAACAUUGCCCUGCAGCUGCAGGCUGGCAGCUUCGGGUCCUUGCAGGUAGCUGCCAAUACCUCCACCGUGGAGCUUGUCGAUGAGCUGGAACCAGAGACUGAUACACGAGAGCCACUGACCCGGAUCCGCAACAACUCAGCCAUCCACAUCCGUGUCUUCAGGGUCACACCUAAGUAAAGGAGAUGAGGCCAGCCCACCUUAUCCACCCAUCCCCAUACAGCUUGGCUCAGAAGUGGCUUUUGUACUGAGUACAUGAACCUUCUACCAGGACUGUGUAGGAUAAAGCCUAUCCCCUCACUAUCCAGGGGACUCUGAAUUGAGAGGGUGAAUAUUGUCUUUUGUUGGGCUCAAGCCGUGAGUCUUCCUGAAUCUUUGUGGUCUGUAACCAUUGUCCUAUACAUUAAAAAGCAUCAAGUUGUGUUAGUGCCUGGCCA
Phacochoerus africanus (Common warthog) is the source of this 1614-nucleotide messenger RNA. RefSeq names its product POP7 homolog, ribonuclease P/MRP subunit (gene POP7). Gene Ontology annotation, cellular component: nucleus; ribonuclease MRP complex; nucleolar ribonuclease P complex. Gene Ontology annotation, biological process: tRNA 5'-leader removal. NCBI's taxonomy places the organism in Eukaryota, Metazoa, Chordata, Mammalia, Artiodactyla, Suidae. The record is from RefSeq and is a predicted model, not a curated record. Bases 935 to 1357 code for a protein of 140 amino acids. The transcript has 2 exons. Gene Ontology annotation, molecular function: nucleic acid binding.